This is a messenger RNA of Marasmius oreades (fairy-ring Marasmius), 1072 nucleotides long. RefSeq lists its product as uncharacterized. Gene Ontology annotation, molecular function: phosphoprotein phosphatase activity. Bases 1 to 657 code for a protein of 218 amino acids. The transcript has 3 exons. The record is from RefSeq and is a predicted model, not a curated record. NCBI's taxonomy places the organism in Eukaryota, Fungi, Basidiomycota, Agaricomycetes, Agaricales, Marasmiaceae.
AUGCAGUCCAGUGUCUUGGACACGAACCACCAUUAUUGUCACGAAUUCGAGGGUAUUCACAAUUUCAGAGACAUCGGACGUGUCGUCAAUCAUUUCCUAGAACUCAGACCUUACCAAGGACGCAUUCCGACACUAAAGGAGGGCUUUUUAUUUCGUUCUGGAAGGCUUGACCAAGCAACACUCUCUGAUCUCCGGAGACUCGCGUCAAAAUCCAACGAUUCGGAUAUAGGUUUUGGCCUGAAAACUGUAGUUGAUUUACGGACAAAAUCUGAACAUAUUCAGGCCGAGAAGAAGCGAGAGAAGUUGAACAAACGGGAAAACAGGACCUCCAGAGUCGACGCCGAAGAGGAGGCCGUGCUGCUAGCUGAUGGUGAGGAAAUGCCUUGGGAGACCAUCCGCAUCCAAUUUAUCAGUCGACGCUAUGAAAUGCAGCUGUUGAAGGAGCUGGGUUUUUUCCGGGCUGUCCUGUUUCUCCUCCUCAUGCUCUUUCAGUUCCGCAUGAAGGCCAUACGACUCGUCGGUAGUUAUGUGCUCUCUUCAAAAGGGAUGGUCGGCCUCAAUUUAGAUAUGCUGGAGUUUUGUCAGGAGGAGAUCCUACAGGUGACCUCGCUUCCGUGCACUCGUAUUUGUGUACUUGAUUUCAUUCCAGGCUCUUAAUCUACUCAGUAAUCCACUCUCCUAUCCCGUCCUGAUCCAUUGCACCCAAGUCGCACAGGAGAUGAAAGGACCCGAAGUCUCGAAUUCGAUGCAGUAAAACACGACUACACACUUUCUUCAAAUGGGUUGUCGAGAAUUUACCAGUCCAUGCUCACUGAAGUGCGCGAGAUUGGUAUGACUAAACACUAUCUGGAGGCCCCGGGAGCUGUGGUGGAUGCCAUUUAUGACUACCUGACCGAUAGGUAUGGGGGUCCGGAGGGGUAUUUGGACGCCAUCGGAUUUGGGGAGCAGAAGAGGGAGAUAUUGCGGAGAAUACUGAUCGCCUAGCAGGCGUCGAAUGAAAAGAUCAUAGGGUUGACAAUGAUGGUAUACUUGAGCCUUGAAUAUAUGUAUGGUCUCCCAUGAAUAAAUCAGC